GCAUAUAUCGUUGAUCUGGCAGCCUUGCCAAAACAAGCGUGCAAGAAUUUUACCUGCAAAGGAAUUAGGCUUCUAAAAGACCUGUAAAAAUGAGCGAAAGUGAAGCGGAGGAGACCAAAAUCAGCACUGAGCCGGUGGACAAUGCGUGGGCCAUGAAAAUCCCGACAUUCAAGCAGGAGGACAACCCGCACGGGGUGGUGGAGGAGAGCUCCUUUGCCACGCUGUUUCCAAAAUAUCGGGAGCGCUAUCUGAAGGAGGUUUGGCCUCUGGUAGAGCAGUGCCUGUCGGAGCACCACCUGAAGGCGGAGCUGGAUCUUAUGGAGGGCAGCAUGGUGGUGAAGACCAGUCGCAAGACCUGGGAUCCCUACAUCAUCAUCAAGGCGAGGGAUAUGAUCAAGCUGAUGGCCAGAAGUGUUCCCUUCGAGCAGGCCAAGCGGGUCUUGCAGGACGACAUUGGGUGUGACAUCAUCAAAAUUGGGAACCUAGUGCACAAGAAGGAAAAGUUUGUGAAGCGGCGACAGCGCUUAAUAGGACCCAACGGAGCCACCCUCAAGUCCAUUGAACUGCUGACCGAUUGCUAUGUUUUGGUCCAAGGAAACACAGUCUCUGCCCUGGGUCCCUACAAGGGCCUUCAGCAGGUGCGGGACAUUGUCCUGGAGACCAUGAACAACGUGCACCCUAUAUACAACAUUAAGGCUCUGAUGAUCAAGCGGGAGCUGAUGAAGGAUCCCCGCCUGGCCAACGAGGACUGGUCCCGGUUCCUGCCCAAGUUCAAAAACAAAAACAUUAGCAAACGCAAGCAGCCAAAGGUCAAAAAGCAGAAGAAGGAGUACACCCCAUUCCCGCCCAGCCAGCCGGAGAGCAAGGUGGACAAGCAGUUGGCCAGCGGCGAGUACUUCCUCAAUCAGGAGCAGAAGCAAGCAAAGCGGAACCAGGAGCGCACCGAGAAGCAGAAGGAGGCGGCCAAGCGCCAGGACGAACGCCGCAACAAGGACUUUGUCCCGCCCACGGAGGAGUCGGCUGCUUCAAGUCGGAAGAAGGAGGACGGCUCCUCCAGCAAGGUGGACGUGAAGGCCCUGAAGGCCAAGCUGAUCAAGGCCAACAAGAAGGCAAAGAGCAGCUGAUAGUUUUCAUAGUUUUAAUUAUUCAUAGGCUUAUUCAAUAAAAAUUAUUUUCUGAGCAAAGUGCAAAUGAA
Drosophila santomea is the source of this 1195-nucleotide messenger RNA. It is a transcript of the gene dbe, whose product is annotated as KRR1 small subunit processome component homolog. Gene Ontology annotation, cellular component: small-subunit processome; nucleolus. Bases 90 to 1124 code for a protein of 344 amino acids. The transcript has a single exon. Lineage: Eukaryota; Metazoa; Arthropoda; Insecta; Diptera; Drosophilidae. The record is from RefSeq and is a predicted model, not a curated record. Gene Ontology annotation, molecular function: RNA binding.